AAUAAUUAUUAACUAUGAUAUCACCAAUAGUCUCUUUGAUUCUAUUUCUCUCGCUUUCCAUAAUCAGAAAUGAAAUGACACAAGAGGGGAAUGGUUUACAAUUAGAGAAUGUAGAAGAUGUAUCUGGCGAAAAUCGUGCUGAAGUACAAACCAUUCCGGGCAAGAAAGACCCAAAAGACGGACAAGAAAGCACAAACACUUUUGCAGAUGCAACAACGGUUCCUUUCGUUCCACCGACAAUUUCUCUGCCUCCUGGAUUCACUGAACAAGAUAUUGUGCGCUAUGACGGAAGAAUAUUCAUACCGUUGGUAUCUGAGAAGGUUUACAAAGCAUCAGCGAUCUCCAAAUGUCAACAGCUCGGUUUUGAACUUGCAAAUAUAUACAACCAGAUUCACAUGGACAAAAUAAUGACAUUCAUUCGUGAUAACAAGUUGGCCGGGAUAUCACAAAUAGACUUUCAUCUCGGCAUGACAUACGACCCUAUUAAUCAGAAUCUUCGUUUCCAAAACGGAACUGUGACAUCACACAGUGGUUUCAAAUGGCGCAAAGGGUCUCCAUACAAUGGGCAGAGGUAUUCUGGUUGGACAAACAUGUUUAUCUGGAUUCAGGAAGAUUCAACAAGCCGAUAUCAAUACAUUUACAACUACCCAGAUAGUAACCAAUACGUCCUGUGUGAAGUUUGAACUUCCCUCCAACUAUUAUAGCGAAUUUCAGAUGAAAAAUUAAGAUGGAAAACUCUUUCCGUAUAAAUACUACAAAUAUCCCCAGCUUUCUAAUUUCUUUUAGAUGGGGAAUCACUGUUUAUCCCUCAUAUAAGCCGACUAUAAAAAACGUAACGUGCUGUACGCACCUAUCACAGCAAAUGAUAACCAUAUAUUGUGAUGCUUCACUUUAAUUAUUAACGAUAAGAAACGUCUCAAAAUCCUCAAAUACGCGUAUAGACCGAAUUUUGCCAAUCAGAGAUAACACGGCUUAAUCAUAUGGCGGUUACCAGUUCAUGUCGGUAUUGGAUUAGUUAGCCAGGUAUUUGUUUUCAUGUGCAUGGAUUUAAUAGAGGAAAAAGCAGUGACCGACCAGCUGUUGUGUGCACAACACUAUUCUCGCCUAGGAUUCCUAACGCUUAGCACGAUGUGCCACAUCACCGAUCUAAAAAAGAAAAGCCUAUGAUUUAGCAACCAUGUUCAUUUAUAAAUCUACUGCGGACAAUAAUCCCCGCUGAAUUUAAAGUUUGAUUACUUAUUAUUCUAUUUCUUUGAUGUUCUCAACAAAGUUCAUUAUUUUUACCUUUUUGUUCAUAAUAUGUGAUAAAUACAGGGUGUCGAUGAGGUCCUUUUACAAUUUAAAUUUGUUAUAAAGUCAGUUCUUAAUAUAUCUUAACCAGGUUUGUUGUUUUUUAAUCAGUAAGUAUUUUAAGUGCUUUUACUCCAUUCAAUACAUCUGCGAGGGUCAAAACAAUAAAUGGUAUCGAUGAAUUCCCUCUGCAAUUUUAAAAUUUUUCAAAGACUUCAUGGAUACCCUAUAUUAUUGAAUUGCUUUCAGUUGUCUUUGUUUGUUUAUUCAAAUAUUCAUUUUAUGUCAAAAUUAAUUCAAAAAAAUUAAAAAUAAAAGUUGGCAUUUACUAAACAAGUGAUUCAUAUUUCACCAAAGAUAGUUCCAUGUAUCAAAAUUUAUGACAUAGUCUUUUUUUUUUCCUCAAAAUUUGAGGUUCAAAAAUUAUAAUAUACCGUGUCUCGUAUUUAAUACUUCUGAAGUUAUCGUUAUUUUUGCAGAACCUAUCAAUAUUCAACCUUAAAUCGUUUAACGCAUUGGUGGCAGAUUACGGCUUAAUAAAUUUCUGUUUAAAAUAUCGAUGAAAAUAUAGUCAUAAUGACCUCGAUUGUUACAUUGUGUUUCUCAUUAUUAUAGGUGCCAGUGGUUCUUGAAUGGCGGGCGCACCCCACAAGGGGGCGUAAAUAAUUUUGAGGGGGCAUGAAGUUAAUUAUAAUAAAAAAUAUUUGUUAGACUUGAUUUUGUCUGCCUUAGUUUGGAUAUUCACAUUUUUUUAUUGUUUAGCCUUUAGAGAUUGCAUAGAGCUGUUGUUCUCGUAUCUUUAUCUGGGAGCAUGUUUAAGAGUUCAACUUCAUGCUGCUAGUUCAGGGUGGUCCAAGGUUGUAGGCUACGCAGGCCAAAAUUUUUUUUUGCAUUGUUCUAGGGCCACAAUAGUGCCAAGAAUAGGUAAACAGUGCAAUACAAAACAAACUCUUUUAUUG
Molecule: messenger RNA, 2249 nt
Organism: Styela clava
Lineage: Eukaryota; Metazoa; Chordata; Ascidiacea; Stolidobranchia; Styelidae
Source: RefSeq, a predicted model, not a curated record